GUUUGUGUUUGUUGCCUGUUUAAAAGUGUGUGUGUACAGAGGAGGAGUCAGCAUGUGCCUGGUAGCUCCUUCCUCUGACCUUGGUUACAGAGAGAUGGAGAGAGAAAGAGGACAGAGUGCGUGUGCAUGAGUGUGUGUGUGUGUGUGUGUGUGUGUGUGAAGCGGUGGAGCUAAUUCCUGCACUGCAGCUGUGUAUAUGACACCAGAGUUAAUGUGGCUCCAACAGCUCUAGAUCCACUUGGGAACUUGCCAGAGAGAAACAGAGCGAGAGAAGAGGAAGGAAAGCAUGUCAGCAGCAUGUGCACGCCACAGAGAAGCAGCACGAUGUCCUGUGUCUGGUGCGUUCUGGAGAUGAGCUGACUCCUGUGUGGGUCUUGUGAGAAGCAGACAUGUGGGACGGACGGUCUGAGACGUGUCAUGCACAUGCCCUGUUCGACGCCUUCGUGCAGGCCGGCACAUGUAAGGAGACCCUCAGGGCCUUCCAGGAGCUGUGUGAAGAGCUGAAGCUGCAUCCCGUCGGUCAGCCGCAGUUCUACCACACCCUGAGGAGCAGACUGCACUACUGGAAGGCCAAAGCACUGUGGGCCAAACUGGACAAAAGAGCCAGCCAGAAAGAGUACAUGAGAGGCCACGCUUGCACCAGCACCACGUGUCUGAUCAUAGGUGCAGGUCCGUGUGGACUGCGGACAGCUAUAGAGCUGGGAUUUCUGGGUGCCAGGGUGGUUCUUGUGGAAAAGCGUGAUGCUUUCUCACGGAAUAAUGUUCUACAUCUCUGGCCCUUCACCAUUCAGGACCUCCGUGGUUUGGGGGCCAAAAAGUUCUAUGGAAAGUUCUGUGCUGGAGCAAUAGACCAUAUCAGUAUUCGUCAGCUGCAGCUGAUGCUUUUGAAGGUGGCCUUGUUAUUGGGUGUUGAAGUUCACGUGAAUGUGGAGUUCAAACAUCUACUGGAACCUCCAGAGAACCAGGAGAAACGUGUUGGCUGGCGAGCAGAGGUCCACCCCAGCUCUCAUCCAGUCAGACAGCUGGAGUUUGAUGUCGUUAUUGGUGCAGACGGCAGAAGAAAUACCUUACCAGGGUUUCGCAGGAAGGAGUUUCGGGGGAAACUGGCUAUUGCUGUGACAGCGAAUUUCAUCAAUCGCAACACCACUGCUGAGGCUAAAGUGGAGGAGAUCAGCGGUGUCGCCUUCAUCUUCAACCAGAGGUUUUUCCAGGACCUCCGGCAAGCUACCGGAAUUGAUCUUGAGAACAUAGUAUAUUACAAAGACGACACUCACUACUUUGUAAUGACCGCCAAAAAACAAAGCCUUCUGGACAAAGGAGUCAUUCUGCAUGAUUAUGCUGACACUGAGAUGCUGCUGUCCAGGAAUAACGUGGACCAGAAUGCACUGCUCUCGUAUGCCCGUGAAGCAGCUGAUUUCUCCACCAAUCAUCAGCUUCCUACACUGGACUUUGCCAUCAACCACUAUGGGCAGCCAGAUGUGGCCAUGUUUGACUUUACCUGCAUGUACGCCUCUGAGAAUGCAGCACUGGUGCGCCAGCGCAGGGGACACCCUCUGCUGGUCGCUCUGGUGGGGGAUAGUUUACUAGAGCCAUUCUGGCCAAUGGGAACAGGAAUUGCUCGGGGCUUCCUGGCAGCCAUGGACACGGCCUGGAUGGUUCGCAGCUGGGGUCAGGGUAACACCCCUUUAGAGGUUCUUGCUGAGAGAGAGAGCAUAUUUCGGUUGCUUCCUCAGACAACACCAGAAAACGUCAGUAAAAACUACAGCCAGUACAGCGUGGAUCCUGCUAGCCGCUAUCCCAACAUCAAUGUGCAACUCAUCAGCGCUGCUCAGGUGCGUCAUCUCAUAGACACAGGUGAGGGUCCGGUUUUGCACCUUGAUGCAGUUAGCUCCCCACACCCAAGACUUACACGGCAAGAGUCAAUGGCUCGUUACAGUAAGCUGCUGACCUGGUGUCAGGAGCAGACGCACGGUUACAUGAAUGUGUGUGUGACGGACUUCACAACUUCCUGGAGGAGCGGCCUGGCCCUGUGUGCUCUCAUUCACAGAUUCAGGCCUGACCUCAUCGAAUUUGCGUCUCUGGAGGAGAGUGAGGCGGUGCUCAAUGGUCAGUUGGGUUUGAACAUGGCGGAGCAGGAAUUUGGUAUUUGUCCUAUAAUGACCGGCAAGGAGAUGAGCGCACUGGAAGAGAGUGACUCUCUCUGCAUGGUCAUGUACCUCAGUCAACUACAUGAGCUCCUCAAAGACACAGCGCCACCUAGUGAAAAUCAGAGUUCAGAAGAGAGAGCUGCUCUGUUCUCCAGCACCAGGUCACCCAUCUCACUGCUCAGCAAACUGGGACAGAGUCUGUCCCGCAAACGCAAUCCCAAGGAUAAGAAAGAGAAGGAAGCAGAUAGUGUUGGAAAGCGGAGGAGGACAAGCCAGGCUGGCCAGUCAGAGGAGGAGGACGUUCCUGAUGAUGCCAAAGAAAAUAUGACUUCAGCAGUAACUUCCGGGUCAGAAGUGAAGGUCACUGAGGGUCACAGCAAGGUUCGGUCCAUAUCAACAAUGCUGCUGGCUAAAUUUGAGGAGAACACACCAUCGGCCUCAGCCACUGCACUGCGCAGACAGAGCUACAUUCAGAUGUAUACAGGCGGAGUGAGCUUAUUGGCUCAGCAGAUAGCCAAUCAGAUUCAGAGUCAACAGGAUCAAGCUCCCAAGCACCUUCACAGGGGGGAGUUGAGUUCUCAAAAGGAGUUUUCUGUGAAUAUGGGCGGCAGUGAUGUGUGUUACUUCUGCGGCCGUCGCGUUUAUGUCAUGGAGAGGCUGAGCGCGGAGGGAAAGUUCUUCCACAGGAGCUGCUUCCAGUGUGACCACUGCAGCUCCACGUUACGCCUUUCCAGCUACGCUUAUGACCAACUACAUGGGAAGUUUUACUGUAAGCAGCACUUCAGCUUCAGAAUGGCCAACGUGGCUCAGAGAAAGAGACCGGCCCCAUCUGUGGCCCCUCGGCCUGCUCAGGCUCCCCCUGCUCCAUCCUCAACUUCUACAUCUUUGUCCUCUCCUGGGUCAGUGGGAACAGCUACUCCGCCAGACCUCUGGUCCUCCAGCACCCACCCAGACUUGGCAUCCAGUCUGGCCAAGAGACUGUGUGGUACGCCAGAGCGCAUUGAGCUGGAGAACUACAAACCCUGCCCACAGCAACAGGACAGCCCACUGCUGGAGGUUCCAGAGGAGACGCUUGCGCAGCACAACCUCAGUGCUAGCCUGCAGGAGAAGAACACAGAGGAGCAGUCCAGUAGCUCUGAGUCAGACCUAGAGGAGGAGGAGAUUGCCUGGAAGAAGGGGGAGGUUUUGCACUCCAAGACCAAUGGAGAGAGAGAGUUAGAUCUUGGGGAGGGGCUAAAGGAGGAAGAGGGAGGAGAGAACCAGGAAAAACAAGAGGAGGAGGAGGAGGCUGAGGAUGAGGAGGAGGAAGAAGGAGAAGUUUCAGAAGAAGAACAGGACGAGGGAGAGUCUAGUGAUGAGGGUGAGUACUGCCCUUGGGAGAAGGAACGGCUCUCGGGGGUGUGGCUUGAGGAAGAGGAGGCGGGGUUUGUUAAAGAGUCCAGUGAAGAGUACAGCGAAGAUAUAGAUGCCAGCUCAGUCAGAGACUCAGAACCAUGUGACCAACAAGAACAGGAAGAGUCCAUUCCAUUCCACCAAUCACCUGCCUCUACAGAGUCCCCACCCUCCUUGAAACAACCAGAAUCAGGCCCCACACCCACACCGGAGCUGCUGACGAACCCCGAGGUCCCACCUGCCAAGAGGUCAGAGGUCGUAGAGGAGUUCUGGCUGAAGAGUGCCGAGAUCAGGAAGAGUUUAGGCCUGGCUCCGCUGCCUAGAGAAUUCCAGCCCAAACAUAUGGCAGCCCAAACAUCUAAUGCUAAAGAAAGCUUUUACACCUCAGUCGCAUACGUUUCGUCCUGCAAUACCACCGUUUUGGAUUCUGCCAACCAAAUGGCAAGAAACUGUGACUCCAGCACACAAACUCCCUCUCAAAGUACAUCCCCACCUGGACAAUCUCACACUAUGGAAGGCGAUGCAGGCGUCACUUUAGAAGAAGCCAUAGGCCGCUGUUCUGUAAUCCACAGACUCAGCAUCACUGUAGAAGGUUGUGUGAUGGUGGACAAGCAAGGUUUAGACCCUAAUACCACUUCAUUUGGUAAUGAAAGUUUUUUGAAUUCAGAUGCAGGUCUUCCGACCCCUCCCUACAGCCCAUCUCACUCUCCUCUUGUCGGCAAUCAGUGUCAGGCCCUUCGCCAUUCCGAACCCAUAUUGGGCCGAGAGGUUAUGGAAUUCACAUCUACCUACACUGCGCAUGUUCCGCAGCAGGACGGUUCUAAACCAGAACUCAAUCAAGCUCAGAGCCUUCCUCCGGAUGAAAUUGAGAUCCUGUGUGGGGAUGUGGCGGAAGAAGCUUCCAGACUGCCAGAAAGAUCUGCCGUUGGGCAGGCCAGCGAUGCGGACAACCGUAGGCUAGAGCACAGGAGGACGCUCCCAGACCGGGUGGUCCCCCCACUGCUGGCAGGGGGACCUGAGGUCAGGCUUCGUAGGUCAGAGAUAAAGCUGUGGGGGGCGGACUCGGGUGUGGAGGAGAAGGAGAAAAAGCGCAACUCGUUGUUUUCGCCCCGUAAAGGCAGGAAGAGCAUGAAUGCAGCAGCUGAGACCCAGCGGGAGCCAGGGAAGAACAAGUCCCUCUGGAAGACCGUUUUUUCAGUGUAUAAGAAGGACAAAAAGAGGAAGGACGCAGCGGUGGUGGCGGAAACCCUACCUGCCGCAGCUAACGUUGAGAGCAAGCGGAAAGUGCCGAGCAUCAACAGAACCGCAGACCUGUGUUUCCGGAAGAAUCCGAGUUUUUCUGAAGACACAGACUUGUCCUGCCAUGCUCUUCUAGAAAGAUGUCCUCUCAGAGUUCAGAAACACAGUGUUAUUCCUGAGCGGCCAACCAAGGCGGCCACCCCAGUGUCGUCAUGUCCGUCAGAGGUGGUAGGUGUUUGGGUGGUGUUCCCGGACCCCUCCAGCAUAAGUUUGUCUACCACGCUGUUUCAGAGAGCAGGAACAGAGGAGGAACUCAAUGCAAAGCUGACACGGCGAGUGCAGAGAGCAGCGCGCAGACAGGCCAAGCAGGAGGAGCUGCGGAGGCUGCACAGGGCACAGAUUAUUCAGCGUCAGUUGGAGCAGGUCGAGGUAAAGCAGAGACAGCUGGAGGAGAAGGGUGUGGCUGUGGAGAAGGCCCUCAGAGGCGAAGCAGUCGAGCCUUUUCUCGGUUCUCCUCGUAGAAGGCCUGUCUAUCUCUGUCCUUGCUGUUCCUCCGAAGCCAAAGCUAAAGGGACAGAGCACGAUCAUUCAGUUUAUGUCUGUACAGUGUUUUUUCUUUAUGUAGUGCAAGAGCCUCCACUUCACCAGCUAAGAAUGGGAAAGAAAGAUGAUCCUAGUUUAAUGCAUCAGUGGUUUAAGCUGGUGCAGGAGAAGAAUGCUCUUGUGCGCUAUGAAUCUGAGCUCAUGAUAUUUGCACGUGAACUGGAGCUGGAGGACAGGCAGAGCCGUCUGCAGCAGGAGCUGAGAGAGCGCAUGGCCGUGGAUGACCAUCUGAAGGGAGAGGACGAGCUGGCGGAGGAGAGGCGUAUUUUGAGCGAGAUGCUGGAUGUGGUGGAGCAGAGGGAUGCGCUGGUGGCCUUGCUGGAGGAGCAGCGAGUCAGGGAAAAAGAGGAGGAUAGUGACCUGGAGGCCGUCAUGCUGUCUAAGGGCUUCAGUUUGCACUGGGACUGACUCGCACAUGCACAAAUCUCAUCAUACCGCUUGAAGGGCUACUCUGUCCCUGUUUGUGCUACAAAAAUAUGCAGCUGCUCUGUUUUCAUUGGUCCAAACAGGCCUGUUCACCUGCAUUCUGGGCCGAAUGUGCAACUACAUAGGUGUCUAAAUAAUGAAUACCAGCAAGAUAUUGGCCCGUAAGUGAUUCUCCGUUAUCUGAGGUGCAAAAUAAAGCCCCUGUUUAGGUUGAGUGGCAAUGUCUUGCUGCCAAAUAAUGCCCCUGCUAUGCUACUAUGCAAAGGAACAUCUUUUUGUUGUCUUAUUUCAAACAGCUGGAUAAAGUGAAGGUACAGCUGUAAUUUUACCCAGAUCCAUCAUGUUUUGACUUGACAGAAAUGAAUAUGAAAUGGCAUAUUUAACCACAUUGUCACUGUGCAGUACAGACUGACGCAUGCAAACUUAGAUACACAAGAUAAGGCCUGUCUUAAUGUAUGAUUUGGAUGUUUUUCUUUUCUUUUCUUUUUUAUCUAAUUUACAACUGUUCCUGUUGUUUAACCUGGAUAAGCUAAACUCACACACAUUUUCAAUUCUCAGUAUAAAGACUAUACUAUAUGUACAUUAAUUUAUUGGCUGAAUUUUUUUUUUUAGUUAUGUUGAUUUUUUUUUUUUUUUUUCAGAAUAACAGCAUUUUACAUUUUGUUGUUAUAUUUAAUUCUGUAACACUUCCGUGCAUUAAACAACUUUUCAUUUGAGAAAAAUGUGUGGACUAUUACAUUUUCAUUUUGAGUUUGACAACAGUUUUGUUUUUUGGCAUGAAAACCAUGAAUAUGGAACACUUUGGUGUCCUGUAACUUUUUUAUUGCAUUAGUAUUAUUACUCAUACUGAUAAAUAUUUUUUUUAAAAGUCAUAUUUUUUUGUAAUUACCAAAAUUAUUUCUUAUUAAUUUAUUAU
Megalobrama amblycephala (Wuchang bream) is the source of this 6723-nucleotide messenger RNA. It is a transcript of the gene mical3b, whose product is annotated as microtubule associated monooxygenase, calponin and LIM domain containing 3b. Gene Ontology annotation, molecular function: FAD binding; protein binding. The transcript has 31 exons. The coding region runs from base 390 to 5789 and encodes 1799 amino acids. The record is from RefSeq and is a predicted model, not a curated record. NCBI's taxonomy places the organism in Eukaryota, Metazoa, Chordata, Actinopteri, Cypriniformes, Xenocyprididae.